This is a messenger RNA of Macroventuria anomochaeta, 1029 nucleotides long. RefSeq names its product UbiE/COQ5 methyltransferase. The record is from RefSeq and is a predicted model, not a curated record. The transcript is spliced from 2 exons. Gene Ontology annotation, molecular function: methyltransferase activity. Gene Ontology annotation, biological process: ubiquinone biosynthetic process. Bases 8 to 961 code for a protein of 317 amino acids. Lineage: Eukaryota; Fungi; Ascomycota; Dothideomycetes; Pleosporales; Didymellaceae.
CGCCAACAUGCAGACAACACGAGCAAGAUUAGGGCGCCAGCUGCUGGAUGCGCGGACGAGAGCGAUACGGGAGCCGGUUAGGUGUUUCUCUGCUUCAGCAUCACGGGGUGUGAGGGAACCGCCUCCACCACCGCCGAAAGCGCCUCAGGAUGGCACGACGCACUUUGGAUUCGAGACAGUGGCAGAAGCCCUGAAGGAGCAGCGAGUCCGCGGCGUCUUCUCCUCAGUCGCCUCCUCAUACGACUCGAUGAACGACUUCAUGUCGCUCGGCAUCCACCGCCUAUGGAAAGACCACUUCGUGCGCAACCUGAACCCUGGCCGCAACCCACUCACCUCGUCCUCCGCCGCCGAUACCCAGGGCUGGAACAUCCUCGAUAUCGCCGGCGGCACGGGCGACAUCGCCUUCCGGAUGCUCGACCACGCGUCGCACAUCAACAACGACGCUCACACAAACGUGACGGUUGCAGACAUCAAUCCGGACAUGCUGGCCGAGGGCAAGAAGCGGAGUCUGCAGACGCCGUAUGCGCGGAGUCCGCGGCUGAGGUUUGUCGAGGCAAAUGCGGAGAAACUGGAUAUGAUUCCGGAUAACAGUAUUGAUCUGUAUACGGUUGCGUUUGGCAUUCGAAAUUUCACGCAUAAGGAUGUUGCGUUGAGGGAGGCGUUCAGGGUGCUGAAGCCCGGGGGUGUGUUUGCGUGUUUGGAGUUCAGCAAGGUCGAGAACCCGCUGUUUAAUGCGGUAUAUCAGCAGUGGAGUUUCAACGCAAUUCCGUAUAUUGGACAACUGGUUGCGGGCGACAGGGCAUCGUAUCAGUAUCUUGUCGAGUCGAUUGCGAGGUUUCCGAGUCAGGAGGAGUUCAGUGGGAUGAUUAGGGAUGCUGGGUUCCUGAUCCCAGGGAAGGGGUACGAGAACCUAACGGACGGCAUCGCGGCGAUACACAAGGGUGUCAAACCCGCCAACUAGAGGCGUGCUGUAUUUUAGCAUUGCGAUGGGUAUAUUAGAUUGUAUGAGUAUUAAAGCAUAUUAGAUGG